AUGUUCAUCCCUCCACAACCCCGCCAAUUCUACACCAACAAAAUCAUCAACAAUCUCACCGAAUACGACAAUUUCGCCUAUUCCUUUGAUUAUAUCACAAUAAUCACCGUAAUCACCAUCAUCUACAGUAUCCCAAGCCUUUUGGUGACCUUGAAAAUGUGCCAAGUGGCCCGGGCUUUUCCAGGCCCCAAAAUCCGGGCUCACGGCCUUCAUCCAAUGGUGCUCCGGCUCUUUUUACUGAUGCAAAUCUCGAAUUUCGGCUAUUUUUUCAGCGAUUUUCUGCUGAUCCGGCUUCCCUCAACUACAGUAAUCACGGGAAGUUGCGGGAAGUUGGGAAAUCUGGAAUUCCUAAUGGGCGCCCAAUUCCUGACCUACUAUCUAUCCACGUUUGCCACGUUGAUCUUCUGCCUGGCGCGAUUUUUCAUCGUUUUCUCGCCGCGAAAUCACGAUUUUUGGCUGGAUGCGGUGAUAUGGCGGGGUACUGUACCGGCGGCAUGCGUUGCGGCUGGCGUCGCGGCUUUUUGGGUGACGAUUGGCGGCGAGGGAAUUUGUGUGCAAUUGGAUGAACCCUAUCAAUUUGGAGCCAUUGUUAUUAAUUGCACCAAGGUCUAUAAGAAUGUAGGUUACUGUAGGGAAAAUCUGGGGGUUACUGUAGAUUUUUUGGCGGGAAAAAUGUGAUUUUUUUGAUACCAAAUAAGCCUUGUGGGUUACUGUAGAUUUUUUUUGCAAAAUUUGAUCUACGAAUUUUUUUUCAAAAUUCCAAAAGGGCUGAUUCACGAACGAAAAAAAUGUUUUUUUAACAUCGAAAGAUCAAUUCACGAAAAGUCAAAAAAUGUCGAAAAAACAUUGUAGGUCAAAAUUAGUUUUUCUAGCUUUUCAGCCAAAAAAUGAUGACCAAUCGAUAUUUUUCAAGCUUCUGGAGUAAUUUCUGAUGAAAAUAAGCUUCGAGAACCCUAUUUUGCUUUAUUUUAUGAAUUUUUUCGAAAUUCAUCAAAAUUUAAAAUUUUUUUAUUUUACGAAAAAUCAGCAAACCCUUCUGGAAAGUGAAUUCCAAGGUCAAUUUUCAUCAGAAAUUACUCCAGAAGCUUGAAAAAUAUCGAUUGGUCAUCAUUUUUUGGCUGAAAAGCUAGAAAAACUAAUUUUGACCUACAAUGUUUUUUCGACAUUUUUUGACUUUUCGUAAAUUGAUCUUUCGAUGUUAAAAAAACAUUUUUUAACAUUUUUUUCGUUCGUGAAUCAGCCCUAAAAUUCCAGAAUCGAAAACUACAGUACCCCGCCGGGAUUACUGUAGAUCAAAUUUUAGCUCGAAAGGGUGAUCUACAGUAACCAUCCAUUAACUUUUUUUCAAAAACUACAGUACCCCGCCGGGAUUACUGUAGAGCAAAUUUUUGCUCGAAAAAGUGUGAUCUACAGUAACCCAGGAGUUUUCUGGAUCCAAAUUUUGAUCUUUUUUCAAAAUUCCAAAAUUCCAAAACUACAGUACCCCAUGGAUUACUGUAGAUCAAAUUUCGGUGCCAAAAAAGAUGAUCUACAGUACCCCCGGGAUUACUGUAGAUCAAAUUUUAGCUCGAAAAAAUGAUCUACAGUAACCCAUGGAUUUUUUAACGCAAAAUUUCGAUUUUUUUCAAAAUUCCAAAAUUCCAAAACUACAGUACCCCGCCUGGAUUACUGUAGAUCAUCAAAAUUUCCAGAAUUUCACCACCAUUGCUCAUAUCUACAGUACCCCCUGGAUUACUGUAGAUCAACAUUUUUGCUCGAAAAAGUGAUCUACAGUAACCCAUAGAUUUUCUGGUGCAAAAUUUCGAUUUUUUUUUCAAAAUUCCAAAAAUUCCAAAACUACAGUACCCCCCGGGAUUACUGUAGAUCAAAUUUUUGCUCGAAAAAAUGAUCUACAGUAACCCAUAGAUUUUUUAACGCAAAAUUUCGAUUUUUUUCAAAAUUCCUGAAUUCCAAAACUACAGUACCCCGCCUAGAUUACUGUAGAUCAUCAAAAUUCCAGAAUUUCACCACCAUUGCUCAUAUUAGCGUCUCAACUUUCGCCAUAUUCCUAAUAGUUGCGCUGAGCACAUAUAUGCUCCUGAAGUUGCGCGGCGGCUCCAAACUGGCCGCGGCUCAUUCCGCGUCGGAUCGAAGCGUGCGGAGGCGGAAGGCGGAAAAAGUGCUGACAGUGACCAUGGUGCUGAUUUGUGUUCCCCUGGUUUUAUCGCUUUCAAUGCGGGUAAGCUUAAGCCACGCCCACAAAACCAUGCCGCAUGCAAAAAUCGGCGAUUUUUGACACCAAACACGGUGCGGCACAGUUUUGUGGGCGGGGCUUAAACUAUACUGUAUUUAGGAUCAAGAAUUCGCACAUUGCUCAUACUAAGCAUAAGCCACGCCCACAAAACCAUGCCGCAUGCAAAAAAUCGGCGAUUUUUGAAACCAAACACGGUGCCGCACAGUUUUGUGGGCGUGGCUUAAACUAUACUGUAUUUGGUGUCGAAAAAUCGCGAUUUUUCGCACAUUGCUCAUACUAAGCCUAAGCCACGCCCACAAAACCAUGCCGCAGCUCAAAAAUCCCCCAUUUUCGAUACCAAACACGGUGCCGCACAGUUUUGUGGGCGUGGCCUCAAAAUACCCCAUGUUCGGGCUCAAAAUGCUCCAAAUUCCACGUGGCAUUCGAAUUUUGCAGGCUCUCGACAUUCUACGCUCACCGUACUAUGCCUACGUCAUGAUUGCGCGGCCCCUUUUCGUCGACACGCGUGUCAAUUUGGUCUCCUGGUUUUUCUAUCUAACACAUCCGAUUUUCAAAAAUGCUGCGAUUACAGUAACCAGCGUCAAAUCAACUACAACUUGA
Caenorhabditis angaria is the source of this 2833-nucleotide messenger RNA. NCBI's taxonomy places the organism in Eukaryota, Metazoa, Nematoda, Chromadorea, Rhabditida, Rhabditidae. The record is from the annotation of a GenBank genome assembly.